Messenger RNA from Sorex fumeus (smoky shrew), 1359 nucleotides. RefSeq names its product Ras association domain family member 8 (gene RASSF8). The coding region runs from base 81 to 1340 and encodes 419 amino acids. Lineage: Eukaryota; Metazoa; Chordata; Mammalia; Eulipotyphla; Soricidae. Gene Ontology annotation, biological process: signal transduction. The transcript has 4 exons. The record is from RefSeq and is a predicted model, not a curated record.
CGCCCGCCCGCGCGCCCGGCCAGCGGCAUGCCCUGAGCGCCCGAUGAGCACCUCGGGGCGUCCGGGCGACGGCGGGCGCCAUGGAGCUCAAGGUCUGGGUGGACGGAGUACAGAGGAUUGUGUGUGGCGUCACCGAGGUCACCACCUGCCAGGAGGUCGUGAUCGCUUUGGCUCAGGCCAUCGGUCGGACCGGGCGGUACACGCUCAUUGAGAAAUGGAGAGACACCGAGAGGCACCUAGCCCCCCACGAGAACCCCAUCAUCUCCUUGAACAAAUGGGGCCAGUACGCCAGCGACGUCCAGCUCAUCCUGCGCCGCACGGGGCCCUCCCUCAGCGAGCGGCCCACCUCCGACAGCGGGGCCCGCACCCCCGAGAGGACUUUGCACCGCCAGAGUCUGCCGCCCUUGGCCAAGCUGCGGCCCCAGGCGGACAAGUCCCUCCGGAGGAGAGAGCCGAAGAGGAAGUCCCUCACGUUCACCGGCGGGGCCAAAGGACUGAUGGAUAUUUUUGGGAAAGGGAAGGAGACGGAGUUCAAGCAGAAGGUGCUGAAUAACUGCAAGACCACCGCGGAGGAGCUCCGGAAGCUGGUCCGGCUGCAGACGGAGAAGCUGCAGUCCAUCGAGAAGGAGCUGGAGUCCAGCGACCUGGAAAUCCGCUUCUGGGAGCAGAAGCACAGCUCGAACCUGGAGGAGGAGAUCGUCCGCCUGGAGCAGAAGAUCAAAAGGAACGACGUGGAGAUCGAGGAGGAGGAGUUCUGGGAGAACGAGCUGCAGAUCGAGCAGGAGAACGAGAAGCAGCUGAUGGACCAGCUGCAGGAGAUCCGGCAGAAGGUCACGGAGUGCGAGCGCCGGCUCCGGGACUACGGGGCGCAGAUCCAGGCCAUGGAGGGCGGGCUGGAGGCCGAGAAGCUGCAGCGGGAGGGCCGGGAGGCGCAGGUGGACGAGGCCGAGGUGCGCGGGAGGAUCGGCAAGGUCAAGGGCGAGAUCAGCGCGCAGGGCCAGCAGAGCCUCCGCCUGGAGAACGGCAUCCGCGCCGUGGAGCGGUCGCUGGGGCAGGCCGCCAAGCGGCUGCAGGACAAGGAGCAGGAGCUGGAGCAGCUGACCAGAGAGCUCCGGCAGGUCAACCUGCAGCAGUUCAUCCAGCAGACGGGGACGAAGGUGACCGUCCUGCCCGCGGAGCCCUCGGAGGGGGACGCGCCCCACGCCGACCUGCAGCGGGAGGCCCCGUUCCAGUCGGGCUCCCUGAAGCGGCCUGGGACGUGGCGGCAGCUCCCCAGCGACCUGCGUCUGCUGCAGAGCCCGGCGUCGGCCGGCUUCAACCCCGAGGGCAUCUACGUGUAGUGCCACCUCACCCGCCCGC